AAGAAAGUUUUCUCUAGCUGACAAAGUUGCAUCCAAUUAUCUACUGCUGUUGAAUAUAAUACAUUAAACAAACCUUGUAACAUAUACGAUAUAUUAUUCCUAUUUUUAACUAUUGGUACAUAAUUUCGUUUAAUAUAUAAAUUACUUUCAUUUGUCUUCAGUAAAUAUAAACAUUAAUCAUACAUAUCUAACACAACAGAAGAAUCGAAACGAAAACGAGAAUCUGACAUGCAAUAGACAAAUUCAUCGUAUGAUAUUUAAAUAAACUAAAGUAACUAGUGAAAUUUAUUUAAUUACACUGUAAUUAAAAACAUAUGUAAAUAAAAUCCAUUAAACUUAUAUAAAUGCGAAGUGACACGUAUACUGCUAGAUACGAUACUGCAAUACCAAUCUCAUCUCCAUAGAAAAUAUCCCUAGGAAUCGAAAGAUCAGUCGGUGCAAGUGGUAAUAUAUCGGUUUUGUUUACCCCCUCCUCUACGUUCGUUGCUCUGUGUUCCGUUUGGCAUAUUCCACUGUCGAGUUGUGAAGUAACGAAGCGGUUUCGCCGAAUGUGUCGCAUCGUGUGCGUGUUCCGUCAUGCUUCUGAAUGAGUUUACUGUCGAUUAAGUGCCUAAAGACGAAAGAAUGUAUCACGUUUGUUGAUAUUAGAGUGGCUAGUGCUACGAUGUCGAAUGGUGCACAAUGACACGCCCGUGAAAAACGAUAACAGAGCCUAUCAUUUGAUUGACCAAAGAGACAAUUGAGAAAAGCGCAAUACGCGAAAAGGAGCCCUGCUUUGUGUAUUCCCAGUGUGACAUUCGUUGAAAUAAAAACCAUGCUUCAGCCAAGAGCUACAUACGUCAGGCGGUAAAGAAGAUGUUUUCUUAAUGUCGAAAUGAAUUUUGAUGCUAGACAAUUUGUUAUUUUCUUCAAAAUAAAUAUUUUUGCAAAAGGAAUGGCUAAUUUGAUGAUAACUACGUCAAGUAAGAAUAGUUCACGCAGUACAUCACCUAACAGAGGAAAUACAUUGACCUCACCUCAGCAAUUUUCAGCUACUUUGGAACAUAUUUCAAAAGCACGUAAUGCUUCACUUUCCCAAACAGGGGAGGGUAGUACAGGCAGUGGAAGUAGUGGUGGUGGAGGCAGCUUCAGCAUGAAAGGUAGUAGGCAAAAAUCACCAGGAACUGUGAUUCGAGUAGAUGCUAUGGAUGAACCAAAUACCAAUUUAAUCACUGCCGAACAAGACGAGUUUGUGCCAAAUAUUCACCUACCAGCCGAUGAUGAAGGAGAACAAUAUCAUGCAACACAAUCGUUCCUAUCAAAUGGCUCCUCUGAAUUAAUAACUGAUGAUGUUGACUCUAACUCUGCUCGUGUUUGUCAAGCUAUUGAGCAUAUCCAAAGUAAAAUUGCUAAAACACGAGAACUUAUAAGAAUAGAACAAACCACACGUGAUGAAAAUGUAAAUGAAUAUCUAAAAUUAGCUGCCAAUGCAGACAAGCAACAGCUUACUCGAAUCAAAGCAGUAUUUGAAAAGAAAAAUCAAAAAUCAGCGCACAGUAUUUCUCAGCUCCAAAAAAAAUUGGAUAGUUACACAAAAAAAUUAAAACAUUAUGAAUUAAAUGGUGCACCUACAAGUCACAGACAACCCAGAGAAGUGCUUCGGGAUAUGGGACAAGGACUUAAAAACGUGGGUGGCAAUAUUAGGGUUGGAAUCAGUGGUUUUUCAGGAAGUGUAAUGUCCAAACCAAGAGAAUUUGCACAUUUAAUAAAAAACAAAUUUGGAAGUGCAGAUAACAUAAAUACUUUAUCUCAUGGCUCAACUUUUUAUGUAAACGAUACACCGCGUGCAGGUAAUGGAGAUAACGCUAGUGUUGAAGAUGAAAAGGCUCAUCAUGGAUCAGCGACGCUGCCUGGUGGUUGUAGUUUGGGAUCAACUCAUAGUGCUGCGGCAAUGAAAUUUCCAUCCGAAGAAGGAUCCGAAUGCUCUAGUGUUACAAGUGAAAGCGGACCUGGUAGUAGGGGACAAGCACACACAUGUCACAGUAGUAAUAAUGCUGCACUUAGUCUUAAAUCUAUUUUCUCAGAACUACAAGAACAUAGAGAGAAUUUGGAGAGAAUGAAAGAUAAAUUAGAAGGUUUGAAGAGUUUGCAACAAGAAGUGACAUAUCUUUCCCAUGCUUUGCAAGAGGAACGUUUUAGAUGCGAGCGUCUGGAAGAACAAAUUAAUGAUUUAACCGAACUGCACCAAAAUGAAGUAGAAAACUUGAAACAAACUAUAACAGAUAUGGAAGAAAAAGUGCAAUAUCAAAGUGAAGAUCGAUUAAGGGACAUACACGAAAUGUUGGAAAGUUGCCAAACUAAAAUUUGUAAAAUGGAACAUCAACAACAACAACAUCAACAAUAUGUCACUUUAGAGGGUCUGGAUAAUAGCAAUGCAAGAGCGUUGGUUGUAAAGCUCAUAAAUGUAGUAUUAACUGUGUUGCAAGUUAUUCUACUUCUUGUUGCAACAGGUGCUGGUAUAAUGAUGCCUUUCCUUAGGACCAGUUGUACUAAGCCUCAUUGUUUCAUGUGCAGGGUGCGCAUAUUAACAACUACGUUUGUUGUAUUGGGCAUAGUAUUUGUGCUCAAACAAUGGCCUGAGGUUCACGACGUCGGCAGUCACCUCAUGCGCCAUCUUAAACAGACUCUCGCCGUUAAGUAGCAUCGGUGGUAUACUUAAAUUUACCAUACCCUGUGAUGAAGAAAAAUUGUACACAAUGAUCAACAUUUUGGACCCAUUUAUCAGUGCUGUAGUUUUGGAGCAAUAAUAGUAGGUAUAUGCGUAAAUGACUUCAUUUAUAUUUUAAAUUUGAUCAUGUUCACCACUAUUAUAUUGAAUCAAACGAGUGAUUAAAUCUAUUUGAUACUGUUAAUAGAAUUACAAUACACAAAACAUUUUUUGCCGUGCAAAAGUGUUUCACUUAGGAAGAAGAGAUUUAGUAGAAAUAAUAAACAUAAAAAUGUCUUUUGUCCCUUAUGCAAAUGUUAUAAAUUUAUUUCGCGAUAUUUUUAUCUUUAUUUGACUAAUUUUGCUAAAAAAUGAUACAUAUUGAUUAUAAUUUAUAAAAAAAUAAAAAUUUCCAUGAAAUAUGAAAAAGGCAGUAAAUAUAUAACGCUGUACACUGAUAUUGCUUGAUUACAUACGGCACAUUGUUAGAAGAAUUUACUCUAAUGUCAUGCGAUUAAGUUCACUUUUACACGAAUCAUUGAUUAGCAUGAAAUUUAAACAAAAAAAAAAAAAAAAAAAUUGAACAAGCGAAAGUACUGAUUAAAAGAUAGAAAAGAAAAUUGUUCUAUCAUUAGUGUCUGUGGGAGGUGUUACCACCAUUUUCGGAAUUAUAGUUCGUACAUUUGAUAUUCUAGUAAAUUUAAAUUUGUGUAAAUUUAUCAAAAUGCACAUUUUGAAAUAAAAUAUUUAUAAUUACAAUCGUCCAAUUGCUAAACAAUGAUAUAAAUUAAGAAAGCAAGAGAACACUUAAAUAACUGUAGAUAUUCUUCAUGUCAAAAUGUAUAAAAUAUGUGAUAUAUUCCUUAGUGUUGGCAAUGAGGUGGGGUAAUUUGAUCCUUAUAUGUAAGUUAUAAAUUAUACAUUCAUGAGAAUACAAAAAUGUAAAAGUGAAUAGAAAUACUUUUAGAACACUUAACAUCAAAAGAGGACCAACAUGUUUCAUUCCUCUUAUUCUACAUAUAACGUUAAUUUGUUUUACAUACGACGUAAAAAAAAUACACCUUUUGAAAUAAAUAGCAUUAACUGUUAUUUGUACUCUCACGAAUGUUUCAAACCACCACAGACACAAGAAUGCAUACAUAUUAUAUUGAAUAUAAAGAAAUGAACCAUGACAGAUGUUGAAAUGAGAGAAAGACUGAUGGACUACAUCGCUGUUACAAUUGUGAGUAAUUUAAUAUUUGUGGCAAUUUUGUGUUGCUAUUAAUUAAAAAAAACGUUAAAAAAGUAAAAUGAUUGAGAACAAAUUUUUUUUAAAGUGCAACGGUAAUUAUAAAAUGGUACAAUUAUACAAAAAGAGAUAAUUCUUAAAUUAAUAUAGGUGCUCAAAUCUGUGAGUGUAUAAAAUAUUUUGGUCUACAUAAUUUUUUGAUUCUAUUAUCGCUACUUAAUGACGAAAUGUCAUUUAUUUCACUAGUUUCCUAAUUUUCAUCUUUCUGCAAGCACAGUAUCACAAAAUAUAAAGUUUCAUAGCCUAAUAUUAUUUUGUGAAUAUGUGACAAGUAAAGAAAGAAAUUAUUUUUCGGUAAUUAUAAUCUUUUUUAUUGCUUAAUACGUAAAAUUCUCUUUAUGUUUUAUAUAAAUGCAUAGUUUCUAAUUUGUAUUAAGUUCAUGCAUUAGGACUUUUGUUAUUUGUUGGAUUAUGUACUGUUAUCGUUUCGUUGACCUUGAUAAGAUACGAGAAAUUGUUUUUAAUUGACAAACAAAAUCUGUAAAUAAAAUAAUGUUUAUGUAGCAAUGUAUUUUCUUUUUUUUCGAGCCUGUUAUUCGUGAGUACAACAUCAAAUUUCCGAACUUCUUUAUUUAACGCCAUAGUUCUUUGAACUGCUAUUUAUAUAUGUAUUAUUAUCGCACCUCGUAUUUUAUUGUUAUAAUCACUGCUUUUGUAAUAUUUGUUCAACACAAUUUUUAUAGCUUUUAUAUAUGUUCAAUGCGAAUACUGCCAAAAAAUUUAACAUGGAAGAAAUUGAUAAUUUACGAGGGAUGUAAAAAUCAAAUUAAUUAAAAUUUUAUGUUUAUAUUAAAAACCGAAAGGGUAAGGAAGUUUGAUCGUGUAUUUAUAACUGGAUCAGGCAAAAUUUUGUAUUUUAACGGACUGCGUAUAUUUUUUUUCUUCAGAUUCAUUUUCUUUACAAUUGUAUUAUAAAAAUUUAUUCAAUUAAAUUUAUUCAUAAUUAUAAUAAUGUUUCCUUCGAAUAAUCCUCUUGCGUUCCUAAAAAUAAUCGUUUCUUAUGUCUAUAAAUUUAUAAAUACGUCGCUGUGACUAUACUAAGUUUACAUAUAAACGUAAAAGUUAAAAAUCAGUUUUGGGAUCAAUAUAAUUAUAUAUACAAAAUUAUAAAACAAUUUUGUGUCUCUAUAUUCUUGUACUAACUCUACAUUUGCAAAAAGGAGUAAACAAUUGCAACAAUGAUACAUUACUGAUAUAUUAAGUCUAUUGGAUUCGAUAUUAUAUUGGUUCUGCAAAAAGAUUUCUAAUUUUUUACGUUGUUUAAAUCAGAUUUUGACUAAAAAUAUAUGUUUGUUAUUGUAUAAGUGACAACUAGACAAAAUAUAUAGGGUGUUAGUGCGCUUAUAUAUUACUAUAAUUACCACUAUUGCGUAAAUUUUCUUUCGAAGAUUGUAUGCUACUUAUUGUUAAUUAUCAAUAUUUAUCUUUAUAGUAAAAAGUUCUACCUAUAUGGAUAAGCAAACGAUCGAGAAACAUAAAGUGCAAGAAUUGUACGUCCGAUUAUUCCCUGUUUGUAGUUUCGUAUUCAGUAAACGACACCCUAUAUGUAUUGUAUAGCUUUAGAUCGUGGUGCUUUGUAAGAUACAUAUAUAAUCCAAUAUUAGAGAACUUGUUGAUAUCAUCGACCACUGAUUUAACGAGGGCCCCUACCUGCACGCUUAAUAAGGACAUUUACAUAAUAAUGUGUGGACGUAGCAGAAAAAAGAAGCGAUUAAAUUAAUACAAAAGAAAGAAAAACUAAGGAAAGAAAUUAUAAAUAUUUGUAUAAAUAAAAAAUUGCACACAUGUCAAACAACGACGGACGUAUUUUGUAUCUUACAAUGUUACAUUUUUCUAUGAGUUUUUCUUUUUACCGCGGCUAUUUACAAUUUUAUAUGUAUUUUGUAUCAAAAAGCUUCAUGGGGGAUCGUAAAGCAUAUGCUUAAAUAAGUUGCGUAAAAUGUUAAUGUAAUCCUGGAACUUGAUAAUCGUUACUCACACUUCCCAUAAUUUUAGGGGCCCCCUAUAUAGUUAUAGUAUAGAAAGGAAAGAAAUAACGAAACAAAUAUAUUGUCAUCGAUGCCUUGCAUAGGUAGUUAAUGUCAAAUUAUAGAUUAAAUAUUUGUUGUCAAUUGUAGGACGAUGUAGGAAAUAGGAACAGCGAUUGUAAUGGAAAUUGUUAACACGCUAGACACAUACACAUGCAUAUAUAUGUAUAUUAUGCAUACACACGAGUGUACGUAUGUAAUAGCUGCAUAACAGGUCAGUGUAAUAAUGUAGUUAAAGACAAAAAUAAGUUUAUGUCCAUUUAAAAAAAAGAUAGACAUACGCGCGUAAUGCUCGUAUUAUGUUAUUGCUGCUAAAUUUUAAGCCCAAUAUCAAUUUAGCAGCUCUUGUCAUUAAUAUUAUUAUUUAAUACCGUUUCGAAAUAAAAAGAAUUUUUAAUAAAA
Molecule: messenger RNA, 6403 nt
Organism: Bombus pascuorum
Lineage: Eukaryota; Metazoa; Arthropoda; Insecta; Hymenoptera; Apidae
Gene: Dmtn
Product: transmembrane and coiled-coil domains protein 2
Exons: 12
Coding region: 875-2680 (601 amino acids)
Cellular component (GO): endomembrane system
Source: RefSeq, a predicted model, not a curated record